Messenger RNA from Rhipicephalus sanguineus (brown dog tick), 11683 nucleotides. It is a transcript of the gene Orp8, whose product is annotated as oxysterol-binding protein-related protein 8. Gene Ontology annotation, cellular component: cytosol; intracellular membrane-bounded organelle; membrane. The record is from RefSeq and is a predicted model, not a curated record. The coding region runs from base 210 to 3119 and encodes 969 amino acids. NCBI's taxonomy places the organism in Eukaryota, Metazoa, Arthropoda, Arachnida, Ixodida, Ixodidae. Gene Ontology annotation, molecular function: cholesterol binding. The transcript is spliced from 18 exons.
GCGCUGACGUUGGCGGCAAUAUAUCACGGCUCGCUUGUUCCGCUUGGCCUCCGCAUGAUAAACAGGUGUCGCUGAAGGAGGAAAUCGAGAGGAGUGGCGUGGUUUUCAGCGGUUUUGGAGACUGUGCGCGAAAAAGCGAAGAGUUAGUUGUUGGCCCGUCGUCCAUCAAAGUCUCGUCUGUGUUUCCAACAAGCAAUGACGGAGGCGUGAUGGAUUCAACGAAUCAUAUGAAGGAAGGCCGGCCUGUCAGCGCGUCCGGAGACUGCGCGACUCCGGUGGGCACUGGCAACAGGUCCCUGGGCUCUAUCGGACCCGUGGCGCGGUCCACGCCGCUCAGCGCGUCGACGGUCAGAGGCCCUGAGGCCAGUGGUGAGGAGCCUCGUCUUUCAGACACACAAAGCACCACUUCAUUGUCACCUAAGCAGUCUAAUUGUGACUUCUCUAAGGGGGAUGUCAUGGCUGGCGACUCUACGCAGAUGUCUGCGAAACUUGCCAAGAGGGAGUCUUACAAGGCCCAGCGCAAGCACUACCGAUGCGAGAAGAAGCGGGUCGCCAUGGAGCUGUCCAGCACGCUCACGGACCCGUCGAUCAUAGUGCUGGCCGACUGGCUCAAGGUACGGGGCAGCCUGAAGGGCUGGACCAAGCUGUGGUGCGUGCUCAAGCCGGGAUUGCUGCUCCUCUACAAGAGCCCCAAGAUCGCCAAGAGCAGCCAGUGGGUCGGCACAGUUCUCCUGAAUGCGUGUGAGCUGAUAGAGCGACCUUCCAAGAAGGAUGGGUUCUGCUUCAAGAUCUUUCAUCCACUUGAGCAAUCCAUCUGGGCAUCACGGGGUCCCCGGAAUGAGGCCAUCGGUGCCCUGGUACAACCAUUGCCCGUGAGCCACCUCAUCUUCCGGGCACCCUCCGAGGCAGCGGGCAAGUGCUGGAUGGACGCCCUGGAGCUGUCGCUUCGCUGCUCCUCACUUCUGCUGCGUUCCAUGACGUCGGGACACUUGCGCAGCAACAGCGGCGGUGGAACUGGGCUGGGCAACAGCCGGGACUCCACGUUGUCCGCGGCUGGCAUAGGUGCGGGCGAGGCUGAACUGUCGCACAUAGCCACCUCUCCCACCACUGCCACCUCUCAGCAGCGGCACUGGAACGAGAGUGACCUCGAGAACCACUUCAAGGACCAAGACCUGGGUGAUGACGCCCCGACGGACGACCAGCGAGAUGGCACGCAGAGUUUGCGGUCUAGCGAUACAGACUCUGAGGAGGAAGAGCACCAACGACUGACGGAGGAUAGUGGGGAAGUGGAGGAAAUUGAGGAGGAACCAGAGACACCGUACCAGGAAGAGAGCAACGAGGAGCUUGGAGUGGCAGGCGAUGCAGGUCAGACAGAAGAGGUUGCAGAGGAAAAUCGCAGCCUCAUCUGGGCCCUGGUGAAGCAGGUGCGGCCGGGCAUGGACCUGUCCAAAGUGGUGCUGCCCACCUUCAUCCUCGAGCCACGGUCUUUCCUCGACAAGCUUGCCGACUACUACUACCAUGCCGACAUCCUCUCCAGGGCUGUUCAAGAGGACGACCCCCUGACGCGGAUGAAGCUGGUGGUGCAGUGGUACCUCUCCGGUUUCUACAAGAAGCCCAAGGGCCUCAAGAAGCCCUACAACCCCAUUCUUGGCGAGGUGUUCCGCUGCUGUUGGAAGCACCCCGAGACGGGCAGCCGGACCUUCUACAUUGCAGAGCAGGUCUCUCAUCACCCACCGAUUUCUUCUUUCUACGUGAGCAACCGGCCAGAUGGUUUCUGCAUCAGUGGAACAAUUUUGGCAAAGUCAAAGUUCUAUGGCAACUCGCUGUCGGCAAUUCUGGAAGGCACGGCGCAGCUGUCCUUUUUGACGAGGGGCGAGACGUACACGAUCACCAUGCCGUACGCUCACUGCAAGGGCAUCCUCAUGGGCACCCUUACCAUGGAGCUCGGGGGCAAGGUGAACAUCGUAUCGGAGAAGACGGGCUACCGCACCGAACUCGAGUUCAAACUCAAGCCAUUCCUAGGCGGGUCUGAGUUGUGCAACUUGGUGACGGGCAAGCUGAAGCUCGGCAAGGAGACCCUCUUCCUCAUCCAGGGUCAUUGGGAUGGACAGAUUUUCCUGCGAGACAAGAGGACACAGGAAGAGCAGGUGCUGUGGCACCCAACCCAGGAAGUGAGGUCGAAACGGCUCAAACGGUCCACGGUGCCCUUGGAGUUGCAGCAAGAAUACGAAUCUGAAAGGCUGUGGCAGCACGUGUCAGCAGCCAUAAUACGUGGGGACCAGGUGGCUGCCACUGAGGAGAAGACCAUCCUGGAGGAGGCGCAGCGAAGGAGCGCGAAGGAGAGGCAGGCACGCAUGGAACCCUGGAUGCCCCGUUUCUUCAUCCAGGACCUCCUCACGGGUGACUACAUCUACAAGCACGCCGACUCUCGUCCAUGGGACCCUCGAAACGAUGUCGUUCAGUUUGAGCGGCACGGAGUGAUCCAGAGCAAGACGCGGCACCAGACGCCCAUCGUGCCUUCGGGGGGCAGCCUGGUCAGCAUCGAAGGGAGCCCUCCCGAGAGUCAGGUUGGCCUGCGCAGGCGCAUCUUGCACUCGAGCCCGAGGCAGGCAGCUGCUCAUCUCGCUCACCGCCACCAUCACCACCACCACCACCAUCACCACAGGCAGCAACAACAACAGUCGGGCUUGGCCUCUGCGGGUACUAAGAAGGAGCGAAAGAAGAAAGUAGGCCCCGCUGUCGGCAUUCACCACAGUGGCAGCUCCUCGGCCGAGCGAGGUGCCUGCCUCUCCUGCGAUUCCACCGACAGCGAAGCACUGGCAGCAGAGGCAAGCAAGGGGGUAGCAGCACGGUUGGGCCUGCAGCCAAGCCGUUCAGUGCUGUCAAGCAGCUCGCUGUCUCACUCCCUGGGUCCUGCCCUGGCUCCUCUGCAGCGCUCCCUGGAGGAGGCGAACACCACCCUGAACACGUUGCAGCGACACCUUGAACACGUAGUGCUGCAGCAGCGGCAGCUCGAACACCGGCUCAGCCAGCGCAGUGACGUCACCACGGUUGCUUUCGUGCUCGUGUUUGCCCAUGUUGCAAUACACCUUUUCCUCCGGAUCUGGUUCCCCUCCUGAUCGCGCUCCGUCGGCCCUGUUGCUCGACCUGCAAGGACAGGAAUACUCUUUCAGGCCUUCGGUUCGUGAUGGCCGGUAUAGCAUAGCUCGCAAGCCAUGUGUGAUAUCUGUAUUGGUACUGCAGCGGUACCUGCACCCUGUGAUCACCACUGUAGCAUGGCCUCACGUGCAGGUGUCAACGGUAGAACAGUGUUACCAAUACCCGUACUUGGUAUUAGUACCCAGUACAACAAUGUUGCGAUCACCAGUGUAGCUGCCCCACAUGCGCAUGAUGUCGGUACGAGUGGCACCGGUACUGCAAUGGUACCAGUACUUGGUGAUACGCAUGGCAUGGCUUGAGUGUGGUAGCACCAUUUUACUGGUUACUUUGAGAGCUUCCGGGCCAUUGUGCAUGUGGCAGUGCUAAGAAAGGCGACGGUGAUGGGUUUCCACACCCUCCACUGCAUUGCGGAUUCAGUGGGAGUGUGAGUGAGUACACAACUUAGUGUUCGCUCCAGGCACAUGGAUACUGGCUGGGAAUUGUUUAAAGAGGACUGUAUGCUUGGAAGAUCACUCUCUGCCUGUAAGACUGUAAGCUUGGGGUGGCGAGGGGGAGGGGAACAGGUUCAUUGAACUCUUUGUUCAUUUUGUACAUAGGAAUAGGGUACUGCUUGGGCAAGUAAGAUGUAAGUGCAAGUGUCAAACAACUGUAGUCGUGUGUAGACGCAGCGUGAACUUGGCUGUGACACUGUACUUCUCGGUACUGCCAGGAAGGGCUAGUGGUGUCUUGGGAGGAAAGUUACUGGGUAUGGACAAGAAAGAUAAAACCCGCGUUGUACAUAUGGGCCGAGCUUUUGAAAUGUGGCAACUGCCCUUGCAUAUUGGCAACUCUGUGCUGUCUGUUGCUGAAGGCUGCUGCUGGGACAGUUCUGUCUUCCGGUGCUUGUGUUCUGACUGCUUUUAAAACAGUGCUGACCAUUUCAUUUUGGGCCUAAGUGUGUAAGAGAGGCGCAGGCAUCAGUGCUUCAGCGACAUCAUGUGGCGUGACAGUGUUCGCUCAGCUUUCUUUCAACAUCUGAGGAAGGAAGUAGGGUUUCUCGACGAACUUCCUGCCCGUGCUGGUACAGUUACUAAGUAUGGACAUUUCAAGCACGUAGUAUCUACGGCACAACUAUGUGGUAUGCACCUGUAGCGUAAAAUACCCCCUUUUCUCUCUCGCUUACGAGUGAAAAUAUCUCUGGUGUGUUUGGAAAAUGUGAUAAUGUUAAUGAUCGGGCUCUAAGUGAAAGGGGAAGGAGGAGGGGGGUUGUCAUUACUCAGCUUGUAACUUAACUAUGAUGUGAAAACAAAAACACCCCGAGCAACACUAAGAACUUCGAAGUAUUGAUUGUCCCUUAGUUUCUUUUGCUCAUAUUGAAGGAAGUGCCUCAGGAGCAUUUCAUUUGGCUCAUUCUUGUCAUGGGUGCAACUGCACAGACUGGAAUUGAAUUAAUCUUGCCAACAAUGCAGCCACACAUAUAUAUUGGCUAUGACAAGAGAGCAGCAUUGAUGGGAUCACUGUUUAAGUGAGCAUGCUUUGAACACAAGAUGGAUUAUAUAUAUACAUACUAGGGAUGGGCGAAUAUUCGAACGAAUAUUAAAGCAUUCGAAUUCGCUUCGAUACGAAUUUAGAUUAUUCGAAAUUUCGAAGUAUUUCGAAUCAACAUACUACUAUGUACAUAUUUGACCGCACAUAACCCCCUGUAAAGGUGGUUUCACUGCAGCGUCUGCUUGCUGUGCCGUGAAACCACCCAUCCAAGGGAAAUUUGCAGUGCCGUGAAGCCACACUUCAAGGUUAAAUACAUAUUUUUUAAAGUUUAAAAGCGUGUUAUAUGGGCUUAUAUACGCUAAGUUUAGUAAUUUUUAAAUUGUAACGUACUGCACCACUUAUAACUUGCACCCUAGUGCUAUUCAGAUCUUGAUACUACUCAAGGCUGCUUCAUUUCAAACCAAAAAAGUGACAUUCACUCACACCUAGUUCCAAUCCUUAAAAAUAUUGUGCAAGGGUCAUGACAAAAAUGCUCAUCUUUCUUAAUAAUAUGCGGUAAAUACUGUUCGAACUAUUCGAUUCGAAAUUAUUUGACCAAAUCACUAUUCGCUUUGAAUUCGCUUCGAACCUCAAAUUCACUAUUCGCCCAUCCCUAAUACAUACCUUUUGAAAAUUUUCAGAAGGGAUGAUGGGAGCAGGUGUUGAGAUGUAUUUCACUGCUUGUGAGCACGUAGGGCAUACAGUACUAAUACAGGUAGUCCUGAAGCUCUGAACAUGGUCAACACGCCAACUUUGGAAAGGUUGCGCCACAGUGCUUGCUAACACGCUUUCUUUGUUGCCUUUAGUGUUGUCGUACUGCUAAGUAAGUCUAGUUUUCUUUUAGUUUUCUUUUGGUGCUAUAACUUCUUUUAGGUGGACAUAAGCACGACUGUCACUGCAUGACAAGAUCACCCUGUUCUGCUGCCAUCUGGAGUAUACAAGUUUUGCACUCUUUCAAGAGAUUCUUCCAUUCCUGUUGAUUUGUCAAGCACUUCUUCGUUAAUACAAAAUGAAUUCUGUGUUUUCUAGCACGUGUACUUCAUGAAGCUUUGCCGCUGAAAUAGCUGAAGCUCACAGCGAUGGUCUCCGUGAUGAAAUAAAUACUGCAAAAGAAUUUCGCAAAAAAUCAUCACAAGUAAGUGCGAGUGCAAUUAUGUACAAUAAACUUCACACUGCCAAUCGUGCUGCCGUGCAGAACACGAAAAGGGACAGCGCCCCUAGUAAAUUUACGGCUGCUUGCUUAAAUGGACACUAAAGGCAAAUUACAAUUUAUUCCAGAGUGCAAGGUUGAUGCUUGAGAACGUCUAAACUGUCAGUGUUACGCAACGCAGUGCUUUAGUAAUCGAAAAAUGAAGGUAAAUGUAGGACAGGAUUUGCACCACCAGUGAGACUUUCUGGUACUAGUCUGAUCCAGGGGCGUAGGCAGAAAUUUUUUUCGCUGGGGGGUUCAACCAUACUUUCUGUAUGUUCGUGCGUGCGUUUGUAUGUGUGCAUGCAUAUAUACGCAAGCAAAACUGAGAAAUUUCGAGGGGGAGGGGGGUUUGAACCCCCCCAACCCCCCCUUGGCUACGCCCCUGGUCCGAUCACAUAGUACAAUUAAACACAAGUACUCGAGCUAACCAUGAUAAAAAAGAACAUUGCAGUGCAUGACAAGAUGGAAUAAAAUACAGCUUGCGCAUUUCUGUUUGAUUCGUGGAAAAAAGAAGUUCUUGACGUCACCCUUGAAAAUGAUGCGGGUGGUCCAAAAGUUCCGUUUUCACCGAGCUGUGCUCCACCGCCACAGUCACAUCUCGGUGGUGGUUUUAUUAUCGCGUACUGCUGCGCGGGGUUUGGUCUCUCACAAAACUUGCUCGAACUGCAAGUUCGACAAAAUGUCGCAUCCAUGUGACGUUAAAUGCCGGGAUAGUCUACGCUGCACGACCAACAGCACUUGCAGCAAAGAAGAAAGAAGCAGCGAGAAACUGCAACGCCCGCAGUAUAGGGUGGGCAUGGCAAAUGCUACAUCACAAGUCCCUUCCGAGGCGGUCGGUUUGAAGUGCGCUAGUGAUAUGCGAGCCGCUAAAAUGCGAUUUUCAUUCAAACUAAGCAUUUCCUUGGCAUGAAACAAGCACCACAAUAUUUCAGGAAUGCUAUUUCAACAAUCCACAUCGACUUAGUAUUUGCCUUUAGUGUCCCUUUAAGCCAUCUUUGUUUCUGUCGCAAAAUUACAUCUUAUAAACUUAAUGGGGAGGAAGAUGCUGUAUUUAUGCUUAUAUUAACUGAGCUGUGAACAACUUUCGGUGAGUGUGAUGGUUGUAGAUAAUAAACUAACGCAUGGUCGCAUCGUUCAUGACUGGAAGACUGUUAAUAGGCAUGCUGCUUCCUGGAAGAGAUCGCAAGUACAGUGGUCUUGUCGGUCAAGCUGCAGACGAACAAAGUAGUAGUUCAGGUAAUGCCAUUCUUAGGGCUGUGUGCUGCACGAAUGUUGACAAAGUAUGUACCGUUAAGAAUCCGCAGAGUUGGGAGGAGGCGAAUGACGAGUGUGCAAGGAGUGGACCGAGGAGUAAAUGAUAUUUGCUGAAUGGUGGUACUCGUACGUAACACGUACAAUGUCACCUUGACAUUGUGCACAGCAUGUACAAUGUCACCUUGACAUUACACGACUUGACUUUGUAUGCAGCAUGCACAAUGUCAGCUAUGUCUAUGUUCUUCACUGUUGUAUAUGUCUGUACUUGCUAAAUCAACUGCAGGCCACUCUUGCUUGGGGAGCCCAUAACGAGGGAAGCAAACUGCAGCAAGAAAUUUGAAAUUCUGCAUGAGUGGUCUGAAGAAACCGUACAGUUUAUGUAUUACUUGGUCUCUGAACUUUAGCUCUUGAGCGUAGAAGCUAUGGCAUUUUGAAGAAUCGAGCAUGUUUGAUUGGACUGUUUGCGAUUUGCUGGUCUUUGUGUUUCGAAUGCGAGUGUCACAGAAUGUCUUGCAUGAUCUUUAUGGCACGCUUUCACUUGUGCUGAUGUGUUGCCAUUGAGGUGUUGGUAUGAAAACCAGUAUCACACUGGUUUUUGUUUUGUUCCACUCAGGAAACUUUUUUUGCGAUUCUGCUGCAUAACGGAAAAAUGUAAUGGUCUGUAGCGCUUUUUUGGCUACUUCCUAAGAAAUUUCCAAAUAAAGAUAAAAAUGUAGUACUGUUUAUUUUUUGUGAAACGUACUUGAUCCAAGAAGUUCAGCAAGACCCCAUUUAUUGCAACGUCUCAAACUAGAAAAAUCUUGGUAAAGGCACCAUGACGAAGAAUACCACAAGGCACUGAGUGUGAUCUCUGAAACAGCACGUUGUUGAGCAUGCUCGGGAAAAUGUGAGACCUCUAUUCUGAUGAAGUGAACAUAGUGCCUAGAAUGCCUCCUCCAAGAUGGCCAGUGUGGCAAGGCACAGAACUUCACAGUUCCCGUCACCAUUCUUUCUGCUUAUGAGCUUUUGCAUUGGGCUUUGAUACGAUGCCUAGAGAAAUAUACACUAGCGGGCUGAAGGGCAGACUUGGAUUAGUGCCGUUAACGGCAUGCUUAACUGGCUGUCACUCACACCAACCCUACCUGGAAUCGUGCAGAGGCUGGUGUUGUCUUGUGUUGGUAUUGUUCUGCAUUUCCAGCUUCUUUCAUGAGUCGAAAACCGGUGAAAUAUGUAUUGGUUACACUCUGAGACAUAACAAUACACUGCAUUUUGAUUACUUUUUUUUGUUGGGAGGGGGGUUCAUUUCAACAUGCUGAUUGCAGUGCAAGUGCAAAAUGCUGCUUUUGCAAGUUGCACUAAAGUUGUACCAUACACAUCUUACCCAUAGUGUCUAGAUUUACAAACCCGUUUCGCCAUUUACUGCUGUUGUGCCAGAAGCAAGAUCUCCGUCAAUCACAUUACUGCACGAGCAGAUGGGAACAUUUUCAAAGCAAAAAGCACACACCUUUCUAUAGUGCAACUGUCGUAUAUUAACUCUCAACGAGCAUUUGAUCAUGUUGCAAAGAGUUGCCAUGCUAAGGCUGCAGCUGAUAGAUGCUGGCUGGAUGUGUGCAUUUUGAACGUCAAUUGGAACGACGUUUCAUUUUCACUAAAUUUGUUAUAAAUGAAUUGUAAAUUCAUAAGGCAGCCUUGGCUAAGCUGCAAAGAUGGCAGUUGAAGACGUCUGUUAUUACUAUUUACCUUGCCGCAACCGCAUGGUAUGUGAAAUGUUAAAUUUUUCUGAUACUACUUUCUGAUACUAGGCUUGUUAUGCAGUUAGAAAUUUUGCUGUAGUUGGCCUUUAAGAUCUUAAUCAUAGGUGAGGUACCUCAAGGAAGUGUAUAUGCGACCAUAUGGAGCCAACACAUGCGACAGAAUAAAGCACAAGGGUGUUAUCAAAAAAAAGUAGUUUUAAUUGUAAGUGUCGUACAUAAUUAUGAGAUGCAAAGGCGGUGGGUACGAUCCCCGGCAGCGGCGAGCUAAUUCAUUUUUACUUUGUGAUCUCGUCAAUGAAAAACUGCAAAUACAGUACACUUUUCAUAAGCAAAUAUCUCUUAGAUGGACUGCCUCUAAUAUGACUGGUUUCAUACUUGAAUUCUGCACCCCUCUUCAUCUCCUAGUAAAUGGAACUCCGGUUAGAUGGAACAUAUUUUCCUGGUUCCUUCAGGUUCCGUUUAACAAGAGCCUGCUGUAACACCUUGUAUGCUUUCGUUGGCCUCGUUAUCUGUUAGCUACAUACGGUUGCGUCCAACGAGAGCUGGCCUCUCGAUCCAUUCCCAGUCUUUCACUCGAAGAAUUGCAUUCAGGCCAGUCGUUUCACGUAUGGUCGCUGUCAGUCACCGGGUUCCAGCAUGUGCAAUUUGUAAAUUUUGAUUGAGUGGUUUCUUCGCACACUUGCAUCCUAGCCUUGGUGAAUAGUUUGUGUGGCAUCUGAGAAAGUGGGACAGUUUUCGUAGAAUUCGUUGAGCGUCAAUUGUGGUCUUGCGGAGCGUGGGUUGGGUGGUAUAUUUUGUGUAAAACCUCGUUAGCUUAGGUCAUCUUUCUAGUUAGUGUUAACUCCUAGUAGUUUUAUCUUCUCUGUCGCAAAGUAUUCUUUAUAUGCUGUCAUGCCUAUACCGUACUUUUAUCCUGAGUGGCAGUACAAAUAUUUAUGACGCACUGCAUAUCAUGGAAGUCUGCGCGAGGCAUGUCUACAGCGAUCGAGAUAACUUACCUCUAGCUGCAAAGAAAAAAAAAAAAACUUUGGUCUGCUUUCAGUGCAUUACAUGAAAAGCUCCAGCAGGCUGAGAUUAUAAAUCUCAAAGUACUAUGUUUUAUGCAUGCAAACUUUAUGUAAUGUAGUGAAUAUAUUAGUCGAAAUCCUCGAAUCCACGCAUACGAUGUUGGACUUGGUGAUGUGGUGGUGAUUUCGUUGCAUAGUAUAGAUAGUGUGAAUAAAUUUUAAAAUAGCUCUUUGUAUACGGGAUGCAGGAUUUGAUAUGUUUUUGUUAAAGCUUACACGCUUUUAUGUUAUCGUAGCUCUUUUAGUUGUUGAAUAGCUUGUGAGAUCGGUCUUGCAUUGGCACCGAAGCUCAGGCUUUGUUUUGUACAGUGGGCCUGGUUUGCAAAUCCUUGUUUUUUUGGUUUUUUUUUUCUGGCUGAAUGAGCACUUCAGUGCCCGUAUAUUGAUUGGUGCUGAAAUUUUCUCAAGUGGUGCCAGCAGUCUUUGUCAAAUUAACAGAUGUACAAUUCAAAAUUUAUUUCUCUUUUUUACAUUUGUACAUGAUUGUUAGAAGAGUUUUUAUUGUUUGAACUGCUGUUGCUUCUUCUGUUUGUAGGCCUGCUAUGGGUGUAGCAUACAAAGUGCAUAGCCACAGCUGUAGCUAAUAACUGUGCAAUUUCGUACUUGGAAACGCAUUGGCAGUUACCUUUUCUUAAAUGGGAUUGUGUAUACCUAGAUCGCAAGCCUUACGAAUGGCGUUCUCUUUCAUGUUCUCCUUUGGAAAUGCUGCCGUUUUUGACUCCAAAAUACUCUUCUCUGGCAUUGCGUAUUUCUUAUAUGCUCUCAGCUUAAGCACAUGUAACCAAUCUUAGCUCAACAGCUGUGCUGACUUACUGGAUUGUACAUUGCCAAAUGUAUUAGAACUUCAUUUUUGUUCAAGUUGAACUUGUCAUAUGUUUCAGGUGAGAAUUCUCAAUUCUCGUGCCUCACAGUUAACGUCGUAGGUAGGACGUAAUUAGAAAUAUGAGGGGUGAAUGUAUCGAAUGUACUUUGCAGAUGACAGAACAACACUGCAUCAUAAACCCUAUACCGUAAUUCCCAAGCCCUGCUGUUUUUAUUUGAAUGCAAUUAGGCUUUUUGUUCAUGUGAUAUGGGAGCCAGGGGAGAACCUGCUCUCCCCAUACGCAGCUUAGUUGCUAUCGGAAACAGUGGGGAGCCUCACAUGCUAGUCGUUUGCAAAAUGCCAUUUGUGUUGUGCAUAGUGGAUGCAUGUUGCUGAAAUAUGCUUUCUGUUUUGAGCUUACUCUGCAGAUUGUAAAUAUUUUUUAUGUCUGUACGUAACGCUGUUAUUUUGUAUUUUGCUGCUUGGAUAAAUUUUUGAACCACGCUGGCAGCGUUCACUCGGACAAGGAUAAGAAUGCCAGUGGUACUGUACUGUUUGCAGUGGUGCACUGAUGUGUACCUCUAUGUGCAUUGUUUGUAAAAUAUGUUGCACUCUUCCAUAGAUGCACACUUAAGUAUGUGUGUUGCGUCUCCGUGCCAUGAUUUUGCAGUAUUUGUCGUGCACCUUGCAUCUCUUACCAGAAUUGAUUACGGGCAGACGAGCAUUUAUUUUAAUUUUGAUUUUUUUUUUUUUACGCAGUGGUCGCAUAACCGCAGCAGCAUGUGUGUGUCGGCGGUGAAGUCCCAAUGAAUUGUUGAACUUGGGAGUUAGAUUUUUACACGUGAGUGACAUUGUCAGGAUUGAUGUGGGUUCGGCGACGUUCCCUCGUGGGGGAGCUGUGUUGUAUCGUUGAACUUUUAUAGAGCUGGUUACUGUAGCGUGUAAAUAAAUAAAUAAAAAGUUACAAGCA